GCUUUCUUCUUUUAAUAUGGCUUCUCUUGACUUACAGGUUUCCAAUUAACUGUCACUUUAAAUAUUUUUGUGUAAAUUUGCCUACCUAUCUCAGGAGCAUCAGUGAUCUAUCUCAGUGCAUCACUUCAUAAAAUGGCAUCAAUUCUUGGAGGAAAUGCAGAGGAGCGAGAAAUUACCCGCAUUGAGCGAAUUGGUGCUCACUCUCAUAUUAGAGGCCUUGGGCUCACUGAUGACCUCACUGCUAAGCAAUCAGCUCAAGGGAUGGUUGGCCAAGUCAAGGCUCGAAGAGCUGCUGGUGUUGUACAGAAGAUGAUCAGGGAGGGCAAACUCUCAGGGCAGGCUGUAUUGAUUGCGGGGCAGCCUGGCACUGGAAAAACUGCCCUAGCAAUGGCUCUUGCUCAGUCACUCGGCUCUGACACGCCGUUUACUGCUCUUUCUGCUUCCGAAAUUUACAGCUUGGGCUUGUCAAAAACCGAAGUGCUGACACAGGCGUUCCGUCGUUCUAUUGGUGUGCGCAUCAAGGAAGAGACAGAAAUCAUAGAGGGAGAGGUAGUGGAAGUGCAAAUUGAUCGCCCAGUGUCUGGCAGUGGACCUAAAGUGGGCAAACUUGCUCUCAAAACCACCGAAAUGGAAACCAUCUAUGACCUUGGCAACAAGCUCAUUGAAUCUCUGACUAAGGAAAAGGUACAAGCGGGCGAUGUGAUCACGAUUGAUAAAGCCACUGGCAAGAUAAACAAACUCGGUCGCUCCUUCACCCGUGCACGAGAUUAUGACGCUACUGGUCCACAAACAAGGUUCGUUCAGUGUCCAGAAGGGGAACUGCAGAAACGCAAAGAAGUAGUUCACACCGUCACUCUGCACGAGAUCGACGUUAUUAACAACAGAACGCAAGGUUUCCUGGCUCUAUUCUCUGGAGACACCGGAGAAGUCAAAACGGAAGUGCGUCAGCAAAUCAACAGCAAAGUGGCCGAGUGGCGGGAAGAGGGCAAGGCUGAACUCGUCCCUGGAGUGCUCUUCAUUGAUGAGGUGCACAUGUUAGACCUAGAGUGCUUCUCGUGGGUGAAUAGAGCACUGGAGGAAGAACUUGCACCGGUUCUCAUUGUGGCAACGAACCGCGGCAUCACGACCAUCAGAGGCACAAACAACAAAGCGCCUCACGGCCUGCCUCUCGAUCUCCUCGACAGGAUGGUCAUCAUUCGCACGGACCCAUACUCGCAGAGUGAAAUAAAACAAAUCCUCAAAAUCAGAUGUGAAGAGGAAGACAGCGAUAUUGCCGAAGACGCUCUGACGGUGCUAACCAAGAUCGGUGUGGAAACUUCGUUGCGGUACUCGAUCCAACUCAUUGUCCUGGCCAGCCUUGCGGCUUCCAAGAGGAGUUCUCAGCAGAUCACGGUGCAGGACGUUAAGAAAGUCUACCAGCUGUUUAUCGACGAGGCUCGGUGUACGCAGUUCCUCAAAGAGUACGAAGACGAGUUCAUGUUCGACGAGGGCGACCAAUCCGCAGAGCCGACGGCCAUGGAGGUCUAGUUCACCAGUUAAGGGAAUAGCGUCACUGUGAACGGACAAAAAUAUUCAACUGGUUGAAAUUCGCCACCAGUGAAGUCAUAAUGAACUAGAUGUUUCCCCGGUGAAAUAAAUUUCAACUGAAUAAUAAUUACGCAAUAAGCA
This is a messenger RNA of Hyalella azteca, 1668 nucleotides long. It is a transcript of the gene rept, whose product is annotated as ruvB-like 2. Gene Ontology annotation, cellular component: Swr1 complex; NuA4 histone acetyltransferase complex; R2TP complex. The transcript is spliced from 11 exons. Gene Ontology annotation, biological process: regulation of transcription by RNA polymerase II; chromatin remodeling; box C/D snoRNP assembly. Bases 133 to 1527 code for a protein of 464 amino acids. NCBI's taxonomy places the organism in Eukaryota, Metazoa, Arthropoda, Malacostraca, Amphipoda, Hyalellidae. The record is from RefSeq and is a predicted model, not a curated record. Gene Ontology annotation, molecular function: ATP hydrolysis activity; ATP binding; DNA helicase activity.